GUCGCUCACUGCAAUAUUCCGGCUCCUCCCCCUCGGUGACCGUCCCCCUUACGCACACGCUGGUCUGUGGUCCCGCCCAUUGCCCCCAUAUGGCUGCGCGCACCGUCUGAACGCGGUCUCCAUUCACCGUCUCCUCCAGUAGCAGCGGAGAAUGAUGGAGGAGGAGGCUGAGCCCAGUGCACACAUGGAGCAGGACGGCGUGCAUGUCACUGCUGCUGCAGAACCUGCUAGGAUCCGAAUUCAUCUCCAGCAAGGAAAGGCCUUCAUAUGGAGAGCAGAAGAUGCCUGCAAGAUCCGGGAGGAGCACGGGGUAUUGGGCAACCUGGUGGGGGCACUGGUGAGAAAGCCCCGACAGAACAUGCGGCUCGGCCUGCCUGUACAACUAAUGCCUGAAGAAGCCCGCCUGCUGGUUGAGAUAGGGGCAGCACGACUGGUACAUCAUCGCCUAGACCAGGAACCCUCACCGCAUGCUGGAGUGUCACUGUAUGGAACAGAUAUUUCCACGUCUGUAGAUGAGAAGGAUUCCUAUGAACGCUUUCUGCAUUAUAGCUAUGAAGAACAGGGGAAGCUGGCCUUGCAAGAAAAGAGGCGCACAUUGGAAGGCUUGUCGGAGCGGAUUGCAGAAGGUAGAAGGAAGAGGAAAAGAAAGAAUGUUGAUCAAGAAGAAGAACCAAUGGAGUCAUCUUCUCAAGGUCCUAUUAAAGAGCUGCUUAACCUAGAAAAGACAUUUCACUUCCCAAAGAAUGCAACGAUGGUGCAGAUUCCUACUGCUCAGCUACAUACUGAUAAUGAAGAAAUGGUGGAUAUACAAGAAGCAUCAUCAGAAUGGCCAUACACUGGGCAGAAGAAGCAUGAAGACCGCUAUAAGGUUUUCAGGGAUCUGUGGCAGAAAGGCUACUACCUCACGAGUGGUGGCAAAUUUGGUGGAGAUUUUCUUGCUUAUCCAGGAGAUCCAAUGCGCUUCCAUUCACACUACAUUGCUAUCUGCCUCUCGCCCGAUGAGGACAUUGCACUAAGUGACAUCAUCACAGCAGGACGCUUGGGCACAAAUGUGAAAAAAACUGUGCUGCUGUGCUCCUCUAACCAAGAGGGACAAGUGACCUACACAUCUCUACAGUGGUCGGGGCUGCAGUGAGGUUUUUGCGCUCUACAGUUUUAAAGUAAUUACUUGGACUUUUUAUCAACUCAAGUUGUCCUAAAGUGAAGGCUUUAAAACAGUGUUUCCCAACCAGGGUGCCUCCAGCUGUUGCAAAACUACAGCCUUUGGCUGUCUGGGCAUUCUGGAAGUUGAAGUUUUGCAACAGCUGGAGGCACCCUGGGAAGCACUGCUUUUGAAAUAGACCAGUUACAUGGAUGCUGUUUAUGGACAGAAGCCAUCAUGUGAGGAGCUAGGACAAGAACACCCAUGUGUAUCAAGGAACUUUUUAUAUUUCAGCUGAAAAGAAAAAGUGCAAUUGUCUGAACAGCGGCAUCUCCAACCAACAUGUGCUUUCUCACACACAAAUUUCUACAUAAAUGGCCAUUAUACGCAAUUUUAAUUUUAUAAUACAAAUUAAAACCUAUAUAGGACCUGACAUUUUAAGAUGGCAAAUCCUGUAAUCUUGACUACUUUUUCAAUGCUGCAGUGUUUACAUGUAUUAAAAUAUGGCUCCAACUACCAUCAAAAUCCGACAUUUUACCUGCUGUUAAAGUGAACCUGUGACAGUGAGCACUCUGUGGACAUUCUAUUAGGGCGCAUUCAUAAUAUGUAUUUUCCGAGUGGAAUUCACACAGAAUAUACCGCGCAGCAGCCUCACACUGAUGUUAAUGGAAUUCUGCUGCACCAUUCACACUAGGAAUUUCUGCAGUGGGAAUUCCAGACAAUAGAUUCCACCCAAAAAAUAAACCUGUUUGUUUCUGCUGAAUUUGCAUUGUCAUCUAGUGACAUGGUGCACAUCUGAACGGUCCUAGUGCUGGUUUGUUUUGCAGUACCCGCUUCAGAUGAAAUCUCUGCCUGGAAUUUCUCAGGGUUGAAGUUUCGUAGUGUGAAUAAGCCCUUAUAGAUUAUGAGCUGAGCCAAUUGGUAACAUACAGGAUGAUUGAUGAAGCCCGUAGGCCUGAUUUUUAGGCAUAGAGGAGCCUCCCUGUGUAAUUUAUUCCAAUAGAUUCCUGUGAGCUGGCAUAUAGUAUGAAAAUGUACUCCAGCUCUGAACUGGUGUAGAUUUCAGUGUCCACCCUGCAGGACAGGCACAAUGAUGUCUGAUUCAGCCUCUUGCUAAAUCGGCUGAAUGUUACUUGGACUUUUACAAAGACUUUCAUGUAAAACACCAGACUUAGUAAGUCACCCCCAUAGUUUUUUGGGAUAACGUUCCAAUGAGCUGUUCUGCUUGCAGACUGACAUCUCUGUAUGCACACACUUAAUAAUCUACAUCCAUGUGUUAUACAAAAGACGCACUUUGAUGAUACUUCUAAGAAAAGAAACUUAUGCCACAAGCUUUCCAACCUUAGGGUGCAUUCACACCACGUUUUGUACAUACGGGUGCCGGAUCCAGCAGGGGGAGGGGCAAACCAGGCGCUCCCGUAUCCCGGCCGGAUCAGCCCGUGACUCCAUUUACUUUAACCCCUUAAUGGAGGAGCCCAUUUUCACCUCUAGGACGAAGGCCUUUUUUGCAAAUCUGACCAUUGUCACUUUAAACAUUAAUAACUCUGGAAUGCUUUUACUUAUCAUUCUGAUUCUGAGAUAUUUUCGUGACAAUCUACUUUAACAUAGUGGUAACAUUUUCUUGGUGAAAAUCACCCAUUUUUCUAACUUUGAAGCUCUCUGCUUGUAAGGAAAAUGGAUAUUCAAAAUAUAUUUUUUUUGGAUUAACAUAUACAAUAUGUCUACUUUAUGUUUGCAUCAUCAAAUUGAGUUUUUACUUUUGGAAGACACCAGAGGGCUUCAAAGUUCAGCAGCAAUUUUCCACAAAAUUUUCAAACUCACUUUUUCAGGGACCAGGUCACGUUUGAAGUGGAUUUGAAGGGUCUUCAUUAGAGAGGAGCGAACUUACAGUAAAUUCGAUUCGUCACGAACUUGAUGACUUCGA
Molecule: messenger RNA, 3065 nt
Organism: Hyla sarda
Lineage: Eukaryota; Metazoa; Chordata; Amphibia; Anura; Hylidae
Gene: TSEN34
Product: tRNA splicing endonuclease subunit 34
Exons: 5
Coding region: 152-1135 (327 amino acids)
Biological process (GO): tRNA splicing, via endonucleolytic cleavage and ligation; tRNA-type intron splice site recognition and cleavage
Cellular component (GO): tRNA-intron endonuclease complex
Molecular function (GO): tRNA-intron lyase activity; nucleic acid binding
Source: RefSeq, a predicted model, not a curated record